Molecule: messenger RNA, 3670 nt
Organism: Zerene cesonia (dogface butterfly)
Lineage: Eukaryota; Metazoa; Arthropoda; Insecta; Lepidoptera; Pieridae
Exons: 9
Coding region: 69-3500 (1143 amino acids)
Biological process (GO): microtubule cytoskeleton organization
Cellular component (GO): cytoplasmic microtubule; cilium
Molecular function (GO): microtubule binding
Source: RefSeq, a predicted model, not a curated record
GAUCAUUAACCCAGUUGAGUCUAGCGAGGCGGCGCGAUCGGGCACGCCACACGCGGCAGUCCACCACGAUGCAACUGCCCGAAACGCCGCCGCCGCCCCUUGCACCCCUUUGGGACCGUGUGUUGCGAGCUCGUGCCUUACCUCCAGAUCUCGACGUGCAAUUACUUUAUACAGCUAUCAAAGAUCGACUCACACACCCAGAAUGGGAAGUACGGUUGCAUGCGUUACGCGUGCUGGCUGAUCUACUGCCGCUCUCAAAUAAUGCACUCUCCUUCCCCUUUGAUCAAGUUAUCGACAAUCUUGGAUAUAGCUCGCCGAAUGUAAGAAAGGCCGCGUUGGACGCUUUGAAGGUAUUUUGCACGCACUGUGAAGAACCCGAAUGUGCAGCACGUGCUAUAUUAGACAAGUGUUCCUACAAUAAUAUUCGACCCCAUUCCGCUGAUUUCAAUUUCAAAAUUAAUGUUGUGACUGGAUUGAUACUUUCUAUACCUGCCCUCGUCGGUAUAUUAAAAAGAAGGUGUAGAGACCUUGACCUGUACCCUAUAUUUGAAGAUUUAGGUCAAAAGUUAUUUGACCCACUUCAUCGGGACGUUGCCUUAAGAUCAUUAAUGAAAUUGCGUCGUGUCUGUGGACCACGUGACUAUAUGUUACUAUUUUCUAAAUUCGAUUCGAGGAUACAGGAAAAAUUUCGAUAUUUGUGUGAAAUAUACGACGAAGACUCCAUGGAUGUUUAUUACGCUCCGAGAAAACCCCGCAAUCAACACCUUAUGCAAAUUAAUCGUAUUUUAAAUAGUUCAACCACAAUACCUCUUAAUUUUUCCACUGAUUCCUCAUCUGAAUCUGAGUCUUAUAGAAUUCCAUUGAAUAAUAAUAAUUAUGCCAAAGUGAUUAUUGAAACUGAAAUAAAGUUUGAUUCGGACACGGCGAUUACAAUGACUGUUUUGGAACAAAAUGAAACUGAAUCUGAUAGAAAUAUUGGAAGUGAUGAAGAUUGUGAUAGUGAUGAUCGAAUGUUUUUGAAAUACAGUGAAGUCGAGUCAGAAGAGGAUUCCGACGUAGUGGUGAAAAAGGUUCGGUUCGGUGGUGAAAGUGUUAAAAUACGGACGCCGGAUAGUGACAAUUUGUUAAACAGUGAAGAUGACUCAAAUCAAAAUAGACGUUCCGAAUUGAUUGACAAAUCCGCUAUGUUAGAACAACCUAGUAUUUUGAAUAAAGCAAAAGAAUUAAAGAAAGAAACUUCUGAAAAAGAACGAACAGUACCUAAGAGAAGUGGAAUACCGUUGCCAGUUAUAAAUAGGGGAAAUGGUCUCAGCAAUGGUAAGACUAACAAGCUUAAAUCAAAAUCAUUGAGUGAAUUGUAUGAUUAUUUUAAGUGUGGGAAGGAAAGUGCAAAAUCAAAGGAUCGAACGGGAUUUGCGUUGACUCUCACCGAUGUGAGAUCUCCUGAAAAAGUUCCGAGUCCAGUUGAAGUACAUAGAGAGGUGGAAGUUUUACAUAAUUUACAAAGGAGUCCUACUUUAUCUCCAAGACGACAGCAAACCCGAGUGAGUGUUGAGAAAAAUGGAUUUGUUCUCAGUCUAAUCGCAUCGUCUCCGCCUGAGUCCUUGUUGGUAUCACCGCGACCGUCUUCACAUCUGAAGACGCAAUAUGACUGGGAGACACUGGGUAUUGUACCCAAACACGUUGCAGAUCAGCUGCAUAAUACGGAAAAUUGGAUAGCAGCAGUGAAAGCGGCAGACCAGCUCCACGGGGCGUUAUUGGAAACUGAUAAUGUACUGCGCGUGGAGCCAGCUGCCCUGUCUCUUGUGCAGCACAUGUGGGCCCUUAGUGAUGCUAUACCAGCCACAAAAGCCCCAAGUGAGGGGGUAGUGUGUGCCGUAGUACGUAAUAGCAGCGCUGAUUGCAUCCGACAGCUCUUGCCCACCUUACUCGAACGGACCACCCGCGAGCCGCCGCCCAACGCCCUGCCUCAUGCUUUGCUGCAACGGAUAGCGUUGCAUCACUUGGUAGAACUGGUGUUUGAUCCGAAUGUUAUAAGGCUCCCAGAGUCAGAAAUAGAAGAAGCCAGAUUAAGGUCAGCGUUAUGUCUGGCUCGAGCCGCAGGACCCGCUGCAGUGUUGGCUGCUGUAAGACGAAGGCUCUCUGGUUCUUCUCAAGCAGAUAUCUUUUGUGACAAGUUACGAGAUCGACUAAACAGACCUGUGGAGGGCAUACGAUCGUAUCAUUUUACAAAUGGGUACAGGUCGCACUUGCCGGUGUCGACUCGGCGCGCCCGCUCGACGCCGCCCGCGCCGGCGCCGCGCCCGCGCCGGCUGCGCCCGCUGCCUGACUCCGCACCGCUACCUGGUAUUUCUUCACCUGGAAGAGUGUUUGAUGUCAAACCGCAAACGAAUUUACACGAACGAGAUUCCAGUGCAAACACAAGAACAUCAGACAAGGCGGACAUUUCGACCCCCUUAAAAGAUGAGAAAGCUAUAAUUGAAGAUGUUUCGGAACCGACGGAAAGUGGAAUGCAGAAGGCUGAAGUUGUAUCACAAGCGCCCAGUACUCCUUCGAUCCAUGUCGAAGAUUGUUCUGAAAAAUCAAGUCAAUCUCAACCAAGUUUGUACGACAAAACACCUACAGAACAACAAGAAGAAGAAAAACAACUAGAAGAAACAAUUUCUCAAGAAUCUGUGGAGAAAGUUGAAAAUACAGUUUCACGACCGCAGAGUGUAAAAUCCGCCUUAUCUGAACGACCAACGAGUUAUCAUUCAAAUGAAUCUAUACAAAUUGUUCACGAAGAAGACGAGCCUAAGAGAAUCGUAGAGCGCGAUGUGCGGACCGCAUUGGCGGAGACCAUAUUAUCACCGCGUCAUGAAGACUGGGAGGCGAUUGUUAGUGCGUUGGCUGAAAUUGAAAGACUCGCAGCAGACGAAACAGCUCGCGCGCCGGCUGCAAGCUGGCGAGCUGUUGUCCGUUCUGCCUCAGCUCAUGUGCGAUCACUUCGAUCUAGAGUAGCUCGAGCUGCCUGCGCAGCAUUGGGAACAUUGUUUGAUCAUCGUGGAAAAAUAUUAGAGCCAGAAGUAGAAGAGGCAGCAGGUGCUCUGUUGGAGCGCUGUGCUGAUGCAAAUAGAUUCUUAAGAGCUGAAGCUGCCAAUGCGUUAGGAAGAGUGGCUUGUGGCGCGGGAUGUGCAAGAGCUGGAGUCGCUUUGGCCAGGCGAGGCGCAACUCAUAGGGCAGGCCCUGUUAGGGCAGCGGCUGCUCAAGCGUUAGCACGUCUUGCGAGACACGCAGGCGCGUCGAAAAUUCUAGAACUCCCUCCAGAACCGCGGAUAGUAAUACUACGUGCUGCAGGGGAGCUCCUCGGUGACGCUCACCCUGAAACGAGACUUCACGCUCGACAUCUUUGCGUCACUUUAGCAGAAGAUCCACGUUUCAAUCAAAUGCUCAAAGACUCCAUGACCCCGAGCAGAUAUCGUGCUAUAGAAAAAUAUGUUGAGAAAUUACGCUGUCGGUGAAAUCGCGUGAAAACUUAGCAUAAUUAUGAAUGUUAAUAUAACUGUUACGCAAUCGUUAACAGUGAACCUAAAUAACUAAACACAAUUUUCGUAAAUUAGUAUUACGAAUAAGUGGAAUUGAAUGUAUGCGAAUUCAAUUCACUGCCUAUAAUGUCCCCAAAUCCCAAAAA